Molecule: messenger RNA, 3516 nt
Organism: Penicillium argentinense
Lineage: Eukaryota; Fungi; Ascomycota; Eurotiomycetes; Eurotiales; Aspergillaceae
Product: CDC5/polo family serine/threonine-protein kinase
Exons: 1
Coding region: 1-3516 (1171 amino acids)
Biological process (GO): regulation of cytokinesis; mitotic cell cycle; regulation of protein localization to mitotic spindle pole body
Cellular component (GO): cytoplasm; spindle pole body; nucleus
Molecular function (GO): protein kinase activity; protein binding; ATP binding
Source: RefSeq, a predicted model, not a curated record
AUGGAGGCCCUUUCACCGCGCUCGACGAACCAGAUGAUUCGGCCGAAGCCUGUUACAGAGCGCAAAAUGACCGACCGAAAUGCUGCGGCUGGACCCGUGCAGAAAUCAUCGUCUUCCAAGAAUCAUGCAGACCCGCCGCCGGCAUUCGUCCCAGAACCUGAAGAUGGCGGAGAGCGGUACUCGAUUGGUGCGUUCUUGGGAAAAGGAGGAUUUGCAGUUUGCUACGAAGGUACGCUGGCGCGAAAUGGCAAGGUGUUCGCCAUGAAGGUAGUGAAGUCACAGAUGCCCCAGAAAAAGAUGGAAGAAAAGGUGAGUGCCACGGAUCCUCCAGGGCAUGGCCGAAGUCAUACACUGACACUCUUUGAGUUCCGAACGGAACUCCAAAUUCACUCCAAAAUGCGCCACCCGUUCAUCGUCCAAUUCUACCGCGCCUUCGCGUUCGAGAAAAGCACAUAUGUUGUUCUCGAACUAUGUCCCAACGGAUCAGUUAUGGAUAUGGUCAAGAAACGACGCUCCCUUACUCUACCAGAGGUCCGCCGAUUUAUGAUUCAGCUUUGUGCCGCAGUCAAGUAUCUACAUAAGCGAUUUGUGGCGCAUCGUGACUUGAAGAUGGGUAACCUGUUUCUCGACCAUAACAUGAACAUCAAAGUCGGAGACUUUGGACUUGCGGCUAUGAUAUUGUCGGACAAAGAUGCGAAGCGUCGGAACACACUCUGCGGAACACCAAACUAUAUCGCACCCGAGAUUCUCGACAAGAGCAAGGGUGGGCACACCCAGAAGGUUGACAUUUGGUCGUUGGGCGUCAUUUUCUUUGCCAUGUUGACUGGAUAUCCACCUUUUCAAUCGAAGACACAAGAGGAAAUCUACAAGAAGGUCCGAACGCUGACAUACGUCUGGCCUAAGGACUCAGACCAUUCCAACUUCAUUCCUGAGGAGGCGAAAGAUUUGGUAAGCGCUUGCUUGAACCUGGUGGAUGAGGAACGACCCGACCCCGACGAUAUUGUCGAGCACCCGUUUUUCAAUAUGUACGAUGGUUGUAUUCCCCGUCAAUUGGAUCCAGCCUGUCGAUUCAACAAGCCAAUUUGGCUUAAAGACGAGUCACCGCGAGGCGACUCUAUGAUGAGUGGAUACGGCCUGGACUCGGAUGAGAAGCUGCGGUCGUACGUAUUUCAGGUCGAUGAUCCCAGCCAGCGGUACCAUUCUUGUAAGGCUGCUUUCUACUCCCUUUGUGGCGUUGGCAAGAAGCCCGAUGGAACACCGCGCAAGUCUGUCGGCCGCAACUGCUCGAAAUCGGCGUAUUCCGAGUGUGAAACAGAAGAUGCUCGAGGUCUCCGCCCAGUGGUUCCUUUGCCGAUGGACUUUGUGUAUAGAUGGCCACAUAAUAUGGAAGGAGACUGGUGUCUCAUGGAGAACUCGCGGAAGACUAUCCGGACCGACACUUCCUCUUUUGAACAAAGCACACUGUCCCAACGCAGUGUUUCCUCUGCUCGGACCAACAGUACAAUGGCCAGUUCCAGAACCAAUGCUGCCCUUGCUGCUGCGCAUCAGCGGAGAAUGGAAGGCCAGAACCACGCAGCAACUCUUCGACAGGCGGCACGAUCUGGCACGCGGACUCUCCGAAACGCCCCGGUCAUGGAUGAUGUCCCUGAACCUCCCUCGCGGUCCCACCGUGAAGUUCAGGAGCCAGAAUAUGCACCGUUAGCCAGCGCGGAACAGCCAGCUGGUGGGCUUGCAGAGCGUCCUAUUCGCACUCGACGGAUGGCUUCGUCAUCGAACGCCCCGACUCUUCGUGGAACAGAAAGGACCGCAGCAGCACCUCAAUUGUCGAAGUCGACUAGCAUGCCAUCUGGCUUGACUAUUGGCAAGACAAGAUCCCAAUCCCGCAUGAUGGAAGCAGCCAAUUAUCCUGCAGCACCGACGACAGAGCAGAAGCUGGCAGCACCCCCGGAAGAGCGGCGGCCCAUGAGUCGGCAGACGACUCUUCGAUCCACAUCACGCCCUGACUUGAAGUUGCUGGCGGAACGAUCGGAGCGACCAAAAUCUACAAUGAGCGACCGACCUCUAAUGCCGGCUCAGCUGUCCCAGCAAGCCCAACCUGCCUCUCAGUCGACUGGUAUCAGCCGGUCCAACAGCAAGAACUCAGCUGGUACCAAGGCUCGUUCCAGCCUGGGACUCAGCCCCUUGUUCCACCAGGAUGAUCUGUGUGAUCUUCUGCCUGGCACUUCGCUGACGGACGUGAACACUGACUUGCGUCUGAUGCUGUCGAACCUCAUCAACCAUGCACCAGCCCGGCGUCGUGGUGGCCCCCGAAAACAGCCACAUGCCUAUGUCAUCAAGUGGGUUGACUACACCAACCGCUAUGGAAUCGGCUAUGUGUUGGACGACGGCAGUGUGGGGUGUGUGUUCAAGGGAGAAAACGGACAGCCCGCCACCAGUGUUGUCGUCCGAGAUGGCGAGAGACACAUUCGGCGCAAGGCGCGCAGUGUCGACAGCGACGAGGGCAAGGGCAUCCCGUAUUCCGAGGCCGAGCAGCUUGUGCCGCGCCACGGCAACGCGGUCGAGUUCUACGAGAACAAAGAUGACGAUCUUCUUGGCUGUCGCGGAAUUCGACGGGCGAUGGUCUCGCCGACUUUGUUCGACUCUGGAAACUCGAAGGUCAUGAAGAUUCGGGUCAACUCGGGAACUGAGGCGGAUCGGUGUGAUGCCGAGAAGAUCAAGCGCGUCAAGCUUGUUGACCAGUUUGGCAAGUAUAUGAUCGGAUCACUGGGUCGCCAUGGCGACGAAGGUCUUGCCGACGGGCCAGCAUCACGACAGACGAGCGGGCAGUUCAUCAAAUUCUACCAGCGACUGGGCAAUGUGGGCAUCUGGGGAUUCGGAGACGGUGCCUUCCAGUUCAACUUCCCUGAUCACACCAAACUCGUCAUUUCGCCUGGUCGCACUCGCAGCUCGUCCCUCUGGAUUGAUUUUUACCACCUUUCGCCCUCGGCUGCUCGGUAUUUUACAGCCAAGGGCAAAAUGCACCCCUCUGGCUUCGAUACUCGUGCUGUUGCUUCCGACGAGGCCGCGGCUUUCAUCAGCAUUGCGAAUGGCAACUCUAGCAACUCGGUCGAAGACCGCAUCCGGGAAAUCCUGGACGCCAACUCGUUUUUGCAGAAAAUCAGUUUCAUCCAGGAAGUUCUGAAGGGCUGGAUCAAGUACGGGCGUCUCGGUGGCCGUCCGUCCUCCAAUCGAACUCCCGCCGGAGAAGACUCCGUGGCGCCGGAGAUGUUCUGGCAAGGCACCCAGGAGCGCUCACCAACCGGAGGCCAUGGAACCAAGUUCGUGUGGGUGACUGUUGGCGCGCCCGAUGGUGAUGGAGAGUAUCGAUCGGUGAUGCUCAAGGAUCCGAUCGGUAGUGGUGCUGGUGGCAGCGACAGAGAGAGACUGGAGAAGAGAGGUGGGAUGAGCGGUGCGAUGAAUCAUGACAAGGAGAUGGAGGUACUCAGGGAGCGGCUGCGGAUGAUGGGCCGUGAGUGA